GGGGUGGUAGUCACAUGACGCCCCCUCUCUCUCUCCCUCCUCACCGGGUGUUGGCUGAGCAGUCAGGCGGCGGGCAGACCGGAGAAUCACCAGCGGAGCGGAAAUGAGUGAGACCCUGGUCGUGUGUGAAGUGGACGAGCAACUGGUGGAGAUGCUGAAAAAGUUUCGUUUCCGCAAAGAGACCAACAAUGCCGCCAUUAUCAUGAAAAUCGACAAAGACCGGCGUCUUGUGGUGCUGGAAGAGGAGCAUGAGGGGAUUUCUCCAGAUGAGCUGAAAGAUGAACUACCAGAAAGACAGCCCAGAUUCAUAGUGUACAGUUAUAAAUACCAACAUGAAGAUGGAAGGGUCUCGUACCCCUUGUGUUUCAUCUUUUCCAGCCCUGUAGGCUGCAAGCCAGAACAGCAGAUGAUGUACGCCGGCAGCAAAAACAAACUGGUUCAGGAAGCCCAACUCACAAAGGUAUUUGAGAUCCGGAACACGGAAGACCUCACCGAGGAAUGGCUGAACGAGAAGUUGGGUUUCUUCCACUAAACUCCUCUCUAUUUUUUAUGUCGGAGCCGAAAGUAUUCCCUUCGUACCGCCUAAUUCUCCCUCACACAAGAUGUUCCCGCCCACUCGCUGAGCGUCCGCGCUGCAAACGCGCAAGAAUUCCU
This is a messenger RNA of Rana temporaria (common frog), 654 nucleotides long. RefSeq names its product glia maturation factor beta (gene GMFB). Lineage: Eukaryota; Metazoa; Chordata; Amphibia; Anura; Ranidae. Bases 104 to 532 code for a protein of 142 amino acids. The record is from RefSeq and is a predicted model, not a curated record. Gene Ontology annotation, molecular function: Arp2/3 complex binding; actin binding. The transcript has 7 exons. Gene Ontology annotation, biological process: actin filament debranching; negative regulation of Arp2/3 complex-mediated actin nucleation. Gene Ontology annotation, cellular component: actin cortical patch.